This is a messenger RNA of Carlito syrichta (Philippine tarsier), 2394 nucleotides long. RefSeq names its product coiled-coil domain containing 126 (gene CCDC126). Lineage: Eukaryota; Metazoa; Chordata; Mammalia; Primates; Tarsiidae. The coding region runs from base 363 to 785 and encodes 140 amino acids. The transcript has 3 exons. The record is from RefSeq and is a predicted model, not a curated record.
CGGAGCGGAAGCGGAGUGCGAGGGACGAGCAGAGUAGAAUCUCCACCAGCCGGGAGCCGGCCUCGCCCUCGCUCCCACCCCCGGCUCGCUCCAUCCCGAGCUGCGGGCUGCUCCGCGGGUGCGGGACGCCGCUGACGCCGGCUCUUCGGCUUUCCCUGCGGCGCCCCAGCUCGGAAGCCCCGCGGCCGCGGCGACGAAGCCCACGGGCAAGAGUUAAUAGAGUGGAUACAACCUUGCUGAAGAUGAAGAAUAUAUAAUAUUAGAGGAGAUUUUUUCUUUUUUUCUUUCAAAAGUCUUGAUUGUUUGGUGGCUUGUCUCUAGUUACCAUUUUUAAGUCAAGUUUUUUUUUUUCUUCAUCCGAAAUGUUUUUUACAAUCUCAAGGAAAAAUAUGUCCCAGAAAUUGAGUUUACUGUUGCUUGUAUUUGGACUCAUUUGGGGAUUGAUGUUACUGCACUAUACUUUUCAACAACCAAGACAUCAAAGCAGUGUCAAAUUACGUGAACAAAUACUAGAUUUAAGCAAAAGAUAUGUUAAAGCUCUAGCAGAGGAAAAUAAGAACACAGUAGAUGUCGAGAAUGGUGCUUCCAUGGCAGGAUAUGCGGAUCUGAAAAGAACAAUUGCUGUCCUUUUGGAUGACAUCUUGCAACGCUUGGUGAAGCUGGAGAACAAAGUUGACUAUAUUGUUGUGAACGGCUCAGCAGCCAACACUACCAAUGGUACUAGUGGGAAUUUGGUGCCAGUCACCACAAAUAAAAGAAUAAAUGCAUCAGGCAGCAUCAGAUAGCAGUGAGGAUCACCCUGAGCUGCUAUAUCCACUAUGGACUGUGCCCUGUGGCAGGAAAGGUUUUUAGUUGCUGGCUAAGAGUACUACUUUAUAAUAAAAGCUCUACACAUUUUCAAGGAGUAUGCUGGAUUCAUGAAACUCUAAUUCUGUAUAUAAAAUUUUGAAAGUUAAUAGUUUGCUUUCAGCAAGUCUUUUCAAUGCUGUACUGUUUCCUCAAAGGGAAAUUGGUAAUAUGGUUGAUGUGGUAAGCAGGUAGGCGAUUUUUGUACAAAUCUUUUGUGUUUGAGAUCAAGCUGAAACAAAACCACUGAAAGAUAUGGAUUCAUUUCUAUAAACUAUUUAUUUAAGUAUAUAACAUGUUUUUCAGACCAGUGGAGAAUAUUGUUAAAUCAUUCUUUCAUUUGUUCUCAAUAGAUGUAACUGUUAGACUAAGGCUAUUUGAAAAUGUGCUUCUAGUACUAUAUUUUGUUACUCAGAUUAUGAGCAGAGAAAGGAAAUACAAUGUUGAAAACAGUGUGUUGAAAUCGUGACCCAAAGAAUGUGUUCAUUUGCACUGUCCUUCAAAAUAACUGAAGGUUAAUUAUUGUAUAUUUUUUAAAAUUACAUUUGUGAGAGUAUAAUCCUGAAAUGGGUAGUGGCCACUGUUCAUAACCUAUUCAUUGGGGAGCAAUGUUCUACAACAUUAAAAUAGUAGUAAACGAUAAUCUCAUACUUAAAAUUUUCUUAUAUAUAUAUUCUGAAGAAUAAGAGAUAUUUUAUGAUGAGAUAAAAAUAACUGAGUGAUUUUUCACAUACAUGAAUGUUAAUUUAAAAGUUUAUCCCUUAGAGUGUGUGUGCUAUCAGGAAAGCAUAUUAUUUCCACAUUUAGAUUAUUUUUGUUUUAUAAUGUUGAUUGGGGAGGAAGGAACUGGGAGACUGGGACUCCUGAGGACUUUAGCCAGAUGUAUAUAAUAAAGGUUAAGUUGCUUGGACAAUGUUAACAUUGCUUUAUAUUAUGUAAGGGGAUCCUGCUUUGCGAAAUUUUGGAUUUGUAUGACAGACACAGUAGAUACUCAUUUUGCAUAAUGACCACUUAAAAUAAUUAAGAACAUUUAGAAUAUAAAUUAUGAAGAUUAUCUAUCUUUUCAGAAAAAAAGCUAAUGUAUAUAGCACAAGAAAUCCUAAUCUUGAGUAACUCCAGUGUAGAAUAAAGUACAGCUCUAUUUAAAUUUCCCUUGUAGCAAAUCUAAUUGCCAUAUGGUGCCCUAUAUUUCAUAGUAUUUAUUCUCUAUAAUAACUGCUUAAGUGCAGCAAGCUUCUAGAUAUAGACUAUAUUGAAUUUAGUUUUGGAUAUAGUAUUGUUCGUUAUUACAGUAUGCUGCCACAUGUAAUAGCAAUCAUUAUAAUAUUUUAUUAAAAUAAAUAUGAAAAUAUUGUUUCAUGCAAGAUUUCCAAAUUUCUGUUCUCUUCUCUGUAUUCUACCUUUAUGUGAAGAAAUUAAUUAUAUGCCAUUGCCAGGUGAAGUUUGGAAUAAUUGUUCAGUCUCUCUUGCUAGGUCUAGGUUAAGGAUAUUUUUGUUCCUUGUUUUUUUUUUUUUUAGGGAUGAAAUAAAAUAUAUUAUUUGUACUUA